Molecule: messenger RNA, 4596 nt
Organism: Hemicordylus capensis (graceful crag lizard)
Lineage: Eukaryota; Metazoa; Chordata; Lepidosauria; Squamata; Cordylidae
Gene: WDR47
Product: WD repeat domain 47
Exons: 16
Coding region: 418-3234 (938 amino acids)
Molecular function (GO): protein binding
Source: RefSeq, a predicted model, not a curated record
AACCAUCCUCCCUGCCUCCCUCGGGAUUAACGUCGCUUCUCACACAGCCUCUCUAUGCAGCCACCGCCCCUUUCGUCGCUUUCCCAUUCAGGCGGCUGCGCUGUCACCCCGCCCAAGCGCCGCCGGGCCCUGAAGAGCCGCGCUGCUGCUGGGCAGUGAUUGGCGAAGCCGCUUGACAACCGCAGUCAGGGCGCCGCCGCCGCCGCCGCCUCCCCCCACCCCGACUUGAGCAGCAGAAAGAGCGACUGAGCCGCCGUGCUGGCUGCUGCUGGUGACUGAAACCCCGCGGCCGGGCUCUUUCCCCCACCCCCGGUGUGAGGCGCUUGCCGCCAUUUUGGGUGCGCCCCCCCCCACGUCUACCCCCCCCCCCCAGAAGCCGCCCGUGCUUUGGGGCGGGCCCGCUUGUAGUCUACCACAAUGACGGCAGAAGAGACAGUGAAUGUAAAAGAGGCUGAAAUCGUCAAAUUAAUAUUGGAUUUCUUGAAUGCAAGAAAACUUCAUAUCAGUAUGCUGGCUCUGGAGAAAGAAAGUGGAGUAAUUAAUGGGCUAUUCUCGGAUGACAUGCUUUUCUUAAGACAGCUGAUUCUUGAUGGUCAAUGGGAUGAGGUUCUUCAGUUUAUCCAACCACUUGAAUGUAUGGACAAAUUUGACAAAAAAAGGUUUCGCUAUAUUGUACUGAAGCAGAAGUUUUUAGAAGCCUUAUGUGUAAACAAUGCAAUGUCGGCAGAAGAUGAACCUCAGCAUUUGGAAUUUACAAUGCAAGAAGCUGUACAGUGCCUACAUGCCCUAGAAGAAUAUUGUCCUACUAAAGAUGAUUACAGCAAGCUGUGUUUACUUCUCACGCUGCCUCGUCUUACCAACCAUGCAGAAUUCAAAGACUGGAACCCCAGCACUGCACGAGUUCACUGUUUUGAAGAGGCUUGUGUCAUGGUGGCAGAGUUCAUUCCUGCUGAUCGAAAACUAAGUGAGGCUGGCUUUAAAGCAAGCAACAAUCGUUUAUUUCAGCUUGUAAUGAAAGGACUAUUGUAUGAAUGUUGUGUGGAGUUCUGUCAGAGUAAAGCAACGGGAGAAGAAAUUACAGAGAGUGAAGUGCUGCUUGGCAUUGAUCUUUUAUGUGGUAAUGGGUGUGAUGAUCUGGACCUUAGUUUGUUAUCGUGGCUUCAGAAUUUGCCCUCUACUGUGUUUUCUUGUGCUUUUGAACAAAAGAUGCUAAAUAUUCAUGUUGAUAAACUCCUAAAACCUACAAAAGCUGCCUAUGCUGACCUUUUGACACCACUUAUCAGCAAACUUUCUCCUUACCCAUCAUCCCCCAUGAGGAGGCCUCAAUCUGCUGAUGCUUACAUGACUCGUUCUUUAAAUCCUGCCUUAGAUGGACUCUCUUGUGGAUUAACAAAUCAUGAUAAGCGCAUCACAGAUCUUGCAACAAAAACAUCUCCUAUGUCCCACUCCUUUGCUAACUUCCAUUACCCUGGAGUACAGAAUCUUACUCGAAGUUUAAUGCUGGAGAAUACAGAUUGCCACAGCAUUUAUGAAGAGUCACCUGAGCGAUGUGACACUCCUGUAGAUUCCCAGAACUCCUCUGCCAAUGAGACCAUGUGCCAGAACUCUGCUCUAGAAAAAGAGCCAGCAAAUGGAACGCACAAUCAAGGAUCAGCCAAGCAAGAAAAAAAUGAGCUUCGUGAUUCAACAGAGCAGUUUCAAGAAUAUUACAGACAGCGGUUAAGAUACCAGCAGCAUUUAGAGCAGAAGGAACAGCAGCGACAACUAUAUCAGCAAAUGUUAUUAGAAGGAGGAGUAAACCAGGAAGAUGGCUCAGAUCAGCAACAGAAUCUUACAGAACAGUUUCUUAACAGGUCCAUUCAGAAGUUGGGGGAGCUAAACAUGGGUAUGGACAGUCUGGGAAAUGAUGUGCAGACUCUAAGCCAGCAUUGCAAUGGAAGCAAAGGAAAUGUGUCCACCUCUCUGGAUGCUAGUCAGAGAAUAGCAAGUGAUAGUUCAAACGUUAAUACAAGCACACCUCAGAAGUAUGGCUCCACUAAUCCAGUACCCUCACUUGAAGAAUCACCUGUCCAUGGAAAUCAAACAAUACCAGAACAUGCUGCUCUUCAGGCACAACAUGAUGAUUCUCCAGGGCACCUAUCAAGAACAGGAGGCGAUGAGGAUGAUAAAUCAAAAAAGCAAUUCAUUUGUAUCAAUACCCUAGAAGAUACACAAGCUGUCAGAGCUGUGGCUUUUCAUCCAAGUGGCACUAUGUAUGCUGUUGGUUCCAAUUCUAAAACCUUGAGAGUGUGUGCUUAUCCAGACCUCCAAGACUCAAGCUUCUCCUCUGCUGUUCCUCGAAAACUGGUAUUUGACUUAGGCAGAUCUUCGAUCUCUUCCUCUGUAAAGAUGACAACAAAUGGUAGUAACACUCCUAAACAGCCAGUGGUUCGUUUCAAAAGGAACAAACAUCACAAAGGAUCAAUUUAUUGCGUGGCAUGGAGUCCCUGUGGACAACUGCUGGCUACUGGUUCCAAUGACAAGUAUGUUAAAGUACUACCUUUCAAUGCAGACAGUUGUAAUGCAACAGGACCAGAUUUAGAAUUCAGUAUGCACGAUGGAACCAUUAGAGAUCUAGCUUUUAUGGAAGGCCCCGAAAGUGGUGGUGCUAUUUUAAUAAGUGCUGGAGCUGGGGACUGUAAUAUUUAUACAACAGACUGCCAGCGAGGGCAAGGUCUUCACGCUUUGAGUGGCCAUACGGGUCAUAUUUUAGCACUUUAUACAUGGAGUGGAUGGAUGAUAGCAUCUGGCUCCCAAGACAAGACUGUGAGAUUCUGGGAUCUCAGAGUACCCAGUUGUGUCCGGGUGGUUGGAACAACAUUUCAUGGAACUGGCAGUGCUGUGGCAUCAGUAGCUGUAGAUCCUAGUGGUCGUCUUUUAGCUACAGGACAGGAAGAUUCCAGCUGUAUGCUCUAUGACAUUCGUGGAGGACGAAUGGUGCAGAGUUACCAUCCUCAUUCCAGUGAUGUCCGUUCUGUUCGCUUCUCCCCUGGGGCUCAUUACCUGCUCACAGGAUCUUAUGAUAUGAAAAUAAAGGUGACAGACCUGCAAGGUGACCUUACGAAGCAGCUUCCAAUUAUGGUGGUAGGGGAGCAUAAAGACAAAGUGAUUCAAUGCAGGUGGCAUACACAAGAUCUUUCCUUCUUAUCGUCAUCUGCAGACAGAACUGUAAAACUCUGGACCUAUAAUGGCUAAAGGGUAGUUUUAAAGGGCAACCUAUGCAGAUAAAGCACAGACACAUAAGACUACUGGAACAUUCAACUAACAUAAGAGAGGAGCAUUUGACUAGAAAAGUGUCUCAUGGAGAAGAGAUGCUUGCCACAGUUACCUGACUGCUAGGAGGUGUUGGUGUGUUAGAGUAUAAUUUUGCAGUGCUUUCCAUGUGAUCUGCUGCUAUGACCUAUUGUAGUCUUUUUGCCGAAGUCUGCUGAAAGAGCUCUUGCAUUGUCAGUGUGCACUCAAAAAGUAAGACUAAUUAUGUGUUUACAGUUUAGUGUUAAUUGCAUUCCCUGGUCUUUGCUUCUGACAGUUUUUCUAGAUAAAUUAAAACUGAAUCACAAUUCAAUCAAGUUCACAUGCAAUAUGGUCCACACAAUAGAUUAUUAUUUUUUUAGAAAGUUGUCUUUUCCACAUCGUUGCAUACAUCAUGUUUUAACAAGUGAUCAAAUUCCUUUUGUAUCAAAAAUUUCAUCUUUUGAUUUUAGUAGCUAUACUUAUGAACUCUAAAGGUGGUUAGGUAAUGGCUGAUCUUGAAAACAACUAUAUGUGUUAUUUUCAUGUUUGGACACUUCAACUUGGACCAGUUUUAUUCAUAGAUUAUGUUCAGCACUUGUUGGGGGGAAAUGGUUUGUUGAGGACACAUUAACAUGUUUGUUUGCAACAAAAUACCUCUGUGUGUAUGGUGUACUGUAGAAAAGCAAGCAUAUAAGUAAUUGGUUGGUACAGCGAUUUAAAUGGCAAUGAAUAUGAUUUACCAAACCUCCAAGCACCACAUGGGAAGACUGAGCAUGGAGCAUGAGGUUUCUCUGCAGUUUCCACCAGAGCUGGUCAUACUGCAGAAAAAAACAAUGUUUUAAAUGGAAAAGCAGCUUAUCUCUUUAGCAAUGCAAAUGACUGUCGUAGAAACUUCAGAGUCCUCUGGUUGCACAUGCUGUUCUCCCCUAUGCGUGCAUUUAGAGUACCAUAAAAAUAGUAAAGGUAACAGCAUGGCUUGAGAUGCUGUGUCUGCAUGAUGAUAUAAAAUGAAAUUAUUUCCCAGUUCAGAAGCUUGUUUGGAUUUUUAUUUCUUGCACUGUCUAUAUAAAACAGAGUUGCAAUUUUAUUUCUAAAUAUCUUUAGUCUUAUGUUUAUGUAUUUAUAUUUUCAUAUUGUACAGUUAUAUUGCUUUUAAGUUAAAUUCUUUAAAUAUUUAGGUUAUUUAUUUGAAGUACAAUUAAGGUUUGGUUCUAAUUAAUUCUGUGCACUGUAGCAAGACCUUUUUAACUAUCGUAAAAAGUUGAGGUUACUAUAGAAGUGUUAUACGUGCUUUAAAAAUAAAGACUGACACCUGAACAUGAA